CCCCUCCUCCUUCCUCCGGCGUCCCCCGCCUCCCUCAGCUCGCGCAAAACCGCCUACAUCGAGGGAGACGUCCAGAUCGGGAUUCUCUUCCCGAUCCACCGCGCGCCGCGCAUCCGUGAUUCCUACUCGCGCACGUGCGGCCUCGUCUGGGAAGAGUACGGAAUCCACCGCACCGAGGUCACGCUCCACGCGAUCGACGUCAUCAACGCUGACCCGACCUUCCUGCCCGGCGUCCGGCUCGGCGUCGAAAUCCGCGACUCUUGCUGGUUCAGCAGCGUCGCGCUGGAGCAGAGCAUCGAGUUCAUACGCGACGUCAUAUCGCGCUACGACGAGCCGGCAGAGGGCGCCGGCAACGAUACGUGCCAGACGGGCGUGACGAAGAAUAUCGCGGGCGUGAUCGGACCCGGAUCGAGUUCGGUGACGAUUCCCGUUCAGAAUCUCUUCCAGUUGUUCAACAUCCCGCAGAUCGGCUACUCGGCGACCAGCCAGACGCUCAGCGAUAAGGACCUGUUUAAAUACUUCCUGCGCGUCGUUCCGAGCGAUUUCUUCCAGGCGCAGGUGAUGGUCGACAUAGUCAAGAGGUUCAAGUGGACGUACGUGUCGGUCGUACAUACGGACGGUGAGUGA
This is a messenger RNA of Priapulus caudatus, 627 nucleotides long. Its product is annotated as metabotropic glutamate receptor 5-like. Gene Ontology annotation, cellular component: postsynaptic density membrane. The annotation marks the transcript as partial. Gene Ontology annotation, biological process: G protein-coupled glutamate receptor signaling pathway; regulation of synaptic transmission, glutamatergic. Lineage: Eukaryota; Metazoa; Priapulida; Priapulimorpha; Priapulimorphida; Priapulidae. The transcript has a single exon. Gene Ontology annotation, molecular function: G protein-coupled receptor activity involved in regulation of postsynaptic membrane potential; adenylate cyclase inhibiting G protein-coupled glutamate receptor activity. The record is from RefSeq and is a predicted model, not a curated record.